AUGUUCAUCUGGAGCCUCGUGUCUCUUUGUCUGAGCACCUCGACAACGCUGCUGCUGCCGGGGGCGGAGGCUCAGUACUACGACUCGACUCCGCCUCCAGACGGCGAGGACGACUUCAACGGGACGUUCGAGUACAGCUUCUACAGUAACACCAGCAGUGAAGAGUUGGACAAGUUUAGUGAGCCAUUCAUCGAUGAAGAGGAAGAGGAAGAGGCCGUUACCAUGACAACCAUUCACGGACCUACAGAGCGGAACCGGGUCCACCAACGUAGUGCCGCAUCACUUCCUGUUCCUCUGGAAAUCAGGACGCUCGUCUGGACUCUAAUGAUCCUGAUGAGCCUGAACAUGCAGCAGCUCCAACACACACUCUGACACACACACUGACACACACACUGACACACACACUGACACACACUCUGACACACACUCUGACACACACACGCAGCAGGUGAGACACACACUCUGAGACACCCACUCUGACACACACUCAGCAGACAGACAGGUAGACAGACAGACAGACAGGCAGACAGACAGACAGGUAGACAGACAGACAGACAGACAGACAGACAGACAGACAGACAGACAGGCAGGCAGGCAGACAGACAGGUAGACAGACAGGUAGACAGACAGACAGACAGACAGACAGGCAGACAGACAGACAGGUAGACAGACAGGUAGACAGACAGACAGACAGACAGGUAGACAGACAGGUAGACAGACAGACAGACAGGUAGACAGGCAGACAGACAGACAGACAGGUAGACAGACAGGUAGACAGAGAGACAGACAGACAGACAGGCAGACAGGUAGACAGACAGGCAGACAGACAGACAGACAGACAGGUAGACAGACAGGUAGACAGACAGACAGACAAGUAGACAGACAGACAGGUAGACAGACAGACAGACAGGCAGACAGACAGACAGGUAGACAGACAGACAGACAGACAGGCAGACAGGUAGACAGACAGACAGGCAGACAGGUAGACAGACAGACAGACAGACAGGUAGACAGACAGACAGGCAGACAGACAGGUAGACAGACAGACAGGCAGACAGACAGACAGGUAGACAGACAGGUAGACAGACAGACAGGCAGACAGACAGACAGGUAGACAGACAGGCAGGCAGACAGACAGGCAGACAGACAGACAGGUAGACAGACAGACAGACAGGCAGACAGACAGACAGGCAGGCAGACAGACAGGUAGACAGACAGACAGACAGGCAGACAGACAGACAGGCAGGCAGACAGACAGGUAGACAGACAGACAGGCAGACAGACAGACAGGUAGACAGACAGACAGACAGGCAGACAGACAGGUAGACAGACAGACAGGCAGACAGACAGACAGACAGACAGACAGGCAGACAGACAGA
Messenger RNA from Pseudoliparis swirei, 1379 nucleotides. RefSeq lists its product as uncharacterized. The transcript is spliced from 4 exons. The coding region runs from base 1 to 372 and encodes 123 amino acids. Lineage: Eukaryota; Metazoa; Chordata; Actinopteri; Perciformes; Liparidae. The record is from RefSeq and is a predicted model, not a curated record.